GCGCCCGCCGCCGCCGCUCGGCUCCACACCCGCCGGCGCAGCCCCGCCACGAGAUUCUGACAGCGGCGGUGGCUCGCGCGGCUCGGGCGCUCAGGGACGGACCGCGGCGGCCGAGGACCAGGAGACGGUGAGGGAGGACGCGAGGACCGCGGCCCGGCUCAAGUGCCAGCGUUGCGCGGAUCCGGUGGCGCGUAGAGGUCCCUCUGUAGCAGCUGGGAGCCCAGAAGUUCUCACUAGGCCCGAGGAGUGGGCCAGCCAGGAGAGCACGAGGGCAUGGCGUGGACCCCACCCAGGGCCUGAGGAGUGAGGACAAUCCUCGGCCCAUUGGACCCGGAGCCUCCCAGUGGCGCCACACCACCAGGGAGACUAAAGAGGAAUCGAUGCUUCGGCCCCUGGUGACAUGUACAUGGUGUAAUGACAGGUAACGAACCUGGGGCUCAUCUGUCCUUUAUGAAUGAUAUGGCAGGAAAUGAGCAGGUUUGCAGAGAAACUGCUGGCCUGAAAUUUAAGACCAAGGCAUCGUUGCUUGGCUCUGGCUGAGAACAUGGCCAAUGGCAUUGACGAGCUCAUUGGCAUUCCCUUCCCCAACCACAGCAGUGAGGUCCUGUGCAGCCUCAAUGAGCAGCGGCACGAUGGCCUGCUCUGCGAUGUGCUCCUGGUGGUGCAGGAGCAGGAGUACCGCACCCAUCGCUCGGUCCUGGCUGCCUGCAGCAAGUACUUCAAGAAGCUCUUCACAGCGGCCAGCCUGGCCAGCCAGCCCUACGUCUACGAGAUUGACUUCGUCCAGCCCGAGGCCCUGGCUGCCAUCCUGGAGUUCGCCUACACCUCCACGCUCACCAUCACCGCCUCCAACGUCAAGCACAUCCUCAACGCCGCGAGGAUGCUUGAGAUCCAGUGCAUCGUGAACGUGUGCCUGGAAAUCAUGGAGCCUGGAGGGGAUGGUGGGGAGGAGGACGACAAGGAGGAUGAUGAUGACGAAGACGACGAUGACGAGGAGGACGAAGAAGAGGAAGAGGAGGAGGAGGAGGAGGAAGAUGAUGAUGACACAGAGGAUUUCGCUGACCAAGAAAACUUGCCUGACCCCCAGGACAUCAACUGCCACCAAAGCCCUUCCAAAACAGACCAUCUCACAGAGGAGGCCUAUUCGGACACGCCCAGGGACUUCCCUGACUCCUUCCCGGCCGGCAGCCCUGGCCACCUGGGGGUGAUCCGGGACUUCUCCAUUGAAUCUCUGCUGAGGGAGAACCUGUACCCCAAAGCCACCCUCCCUGAUAGGAGGCCCUCCUUAUCUCCGUUCGCCCCAGACUUCUUCCCACACCUCUGGCCGGGGGACUUCGGUGCCUUCGCCCAGCUGCCCGAGCAGCCCAUGGACAGUGGGCCGCUGGACCUGGUCAUCAAGAACCGGAAGAUCAAGGAGGAGGAGAAGGAGGAGCUGCCCCCACCACCUCCGCCGCCUUUCCCUAAUGACUUCUUCAAGGACAUCUUCCCUGACCUUCCCGGGGGUCCGCUGGGCCCCAUCAAGGCGGAGAAUGACUACGGUGCCUAUCUCAACUUCCUGAGUGCCACCCACCUGGGGGGCCUCUUCCCCCCCUGGCCACUGGUGGAGGAACGCAAGCUGAAGCCUAAGGCCUCCCAGCAGUGCCCCAUCUGCCACAAGGUCAUCAUGGGGGCCGGGAAGCUGCCGCGGCACAUGAGGACACACACCGGGGAGAAGCCAUACAUGUGCACCAUCUGUGAGGUCCGCUUCACCAGGCAGGACAAGCUGAAGAUCCACAUGCGGAAGCACACGGGGGAGCGGCCCUACCUGUGCAUCCAUUGCAACGCCAAGUUCGUGCACAACUAUGACCUCAAGAACCACAUGCGCAUCCACACGGGUGUGCGGCCCUAUCAGUGCGAGUUCUGCUACAAGAGCUUCACGCGCUCCGACCACCUGCACCGCCACAUCAAGCGCCAGAGCUGCCGCAUGGCACGGCCCCGGCGUGGCCGUAAGCCAGCCGCCUGGAGGGCCGCCAGCCUGCUCUUUGGGCCUGGCGGCCCAGCCCCUGACAAGGCCACCUUCGUGAUGCCACCGGCGCUGGGCGAGGUGGGCGGCCACUUGGGCGGGGCCGCCAUGUGCCUCCCAGGCCCCAGCCCCACCAAGCACUUCCUGGCGGCGCCCAAGGCCACCCUGAGCCUGCAGGAGCUCGAGCGGCAAUUCGAGGAGACACAGAUGAAGCUGUUCGGGCGCGCCCAGCUGGAGGCCGAGAGGAACGCGGGGGGCCUCCUGGCCUUCGCGCUGGCCGAGAACGUGGCUGCAGCGCGGCCCUACUUCCCACUGCCUGACCCGUGGGCCGCAGGCCUGGCCGGCCUCCCCGGGCUCGCCAGCCUCAACCACGUGGCCUCCAUGUCUGAAGCCAACAAUUAGGCUGGUAGUGUCAACCCCAGUCCAAUAUCCCUGGCCCCUCUCCCACCAGGCCGGCCCUGCCCCACCCAAUGGGUCUGAACUUAUUUUAAAAACAAACAGGAAAAAUGAAAAAAAAAAUAUAUAUAUAUAUUAGCAGUGAUGGUAUUUUUCAGGCCUUCUCUGCAGUUGCCUCCCUUCUGCUGGUGUCUGAGAUGUGGCAUUUCCUCCCAAAGGGUCUGGAACCUGAGGGCUCACCUCCCCCUCGCUGUCUCUCUGGAAUUCACAGGGGCUCACACAAGCCCAUUCUGCAGAUGAGGGGCACACACCAGGCACCCAGGAGCUCUUGGGUACUGUCGUGGGGCUAAAUGGAAGGGGGUCGCUUGGCCAGAAAGUGUCCCAGGGAAUGGGGUUGAGGGUAGGGCCCGGAGCCCACACCCUGGUUGAGCACUACUGCCCUGGUGGCGAGUCUCAGAAACUGCUCUGACUGGUCCCUUACUGUCUCCAGGUGUCCCCCAGAUCCUUUUGGGAGAUACUCCCUUGCCACGUAAUGUCCCUGUUGGCAGGGGGCCCCCCUGGACUCAGGAGCAAGGCUGCUGGAGUCUGGGCCCACUUCUCCCUUCACCUGUCUGCCCUCUGUGCCUCGGGUUCACCCCACUAUGAAAAGGGGCUGGUGAUUUAGGUCCCCCUCCCUCUGCACCCACACGCACAUGCAGGGAGGGUAGGAGCUUUGUACUGUGCAUAUGUCUUACUGAAUUUUAUCACAACCACCUUACAUUAGCACAGGUGGGAAAUGUGGCCAAACUAGAGGGGGGCCGAGACAACCAGGGUGGGGCUUCAUUACUCAUCCACAGCCCACGGCCCCUUUGGGGGGUCCAAAUACUGCCUGAUUUCCCAGUAGGUCACUGUUAGUGUCGGGACCCCUGGGGAACACCUUUAGCACCUACCCCAUCUCCACACCCCCCUCUAAGGCUACACAGAGUCUCUUGGGACUCCUGGGGCCAGCAUCAAAGGGAUAGGAGACACCUCUUCACAAACACCUCUAACAACUGCCUCCCUCGAACCUGAUUCUUAAAAUAGACAAAACGCCUGGCUCCCCAGGAUUUAUUGGUUUGCUUUUCCAGUUGUGGGUUUCUCAGGGCCUUGGCAUUGCCGGUGAUUGCCCCCUUCGCUGGGUUUGAACACUCUCCCACCCUACCCCCAGGAAUGAAGCUGAGGCAUUUAGCAUCACUCUUUGGGGUGGGGAGCACAAGCUGUUGGCUCAAAUGUGGGGUUUGAGUGGCUCUGUGAGUUCGGACUGUCUACGCUCGCCCCUGGUCCUUGAGUCUGUAACAGGUCUUGGGAAGGAGGGCAGCUGCCUGCCCAUGGCCUUCCCGGCCUCCUCUCUUCCCUUCCCUCAGCUCCCUUUGCUUUCCGAGUUUGCUUUUGUUUCUCGGGAGCCCAGAGAGGAGGCUCUGCAGGAAAAGGAGGGCCCAGGGCUGGGGUCUCCAAGCCCAGAACUGGGGGUACAAGAGACUUCUCUUCCUGUCGCCUUGGCUUCUUCCUGAGCAAACACACACACACACAACAAAAAGGCCAGAGAAGACCACAGACUCUAUCCCUCUCACAGCUGCCCCGAGUGGACCCUCUGACCCUACAUACCACCAGAUGGCAUUCCAGGCGAAUGGAAUCGCUUCAUGGCACCCUCUUGUUUCUGGGAGGCACCAGCCAACAUGCCUGUGCUCCCCCAUCAGCUGAGGGACUGCGACAGAACUGGGACUUUACAAGGAAAGAAAGAACAAAUUGGAAUCCAGUGGUGUUGGGGCUUUGGUUUUUAUUUUGUAAAGGUAACGACUUCUUAUAAACUCAUUUGUUCAGAUGA
This is a messenger RNA of Choloepus didactylus (southern two-toed sloth), 4241 nucleotides long. It is a transcript of the gene ZBTB7C, whose product is annotated as zinc finger and BTB domain containing 7C. Bases 545 to 2404 code for a protein of 619 amino acids. Gene Ontology annotation, biological process: regulation of transcription by RNA polymerase II. Gene Ontology annotation, molecular function: RNA polymerase II cis-regulatory region sequence-specific DNA binding; DNA-binding transcription factor activity, RNA polymerase II-specific; protein binding. The transcript is spliced from 5 exons. NCBI's taxonomy places the organism in Eukaryota, Metazoa, Chordata, Mammalia, Pilosa, Megalonychidae. The record is from RefSeq and is a predicted model, not a curated record.